Molecule: messenger RNA, 2239 nt
Organism: Suillus clintonianus
Lineage: Eukaryota; Fungi; Basidiomycota; Agaricomycetes; Boletales; Suillaceae
Product: MFS general substrate transporter
Exons: 9
Coding region: 256-1917 (553 amino acids)
Biological process (GO): transmembrane transport
Cellular component (GO): membrane
Molecular function (GO): transmembrane transporter activity
Source: RefSeq, a predicted model, not a curated record
ACUUAGCGUCACGGAAUACCUUGAAGCUUCCCGACAUAGCAGCUCCAAUGUGGCAGAACCAGGGCAACUUUGCGGAAACUCCAAGGCAGUUCAGCGCCUACUGAGUAAAGUAUUAUGCCGCUCUCACGGACGGCUACUUGAUAUAAAAAGAGGCGAACAUGGUAUAGGGUACUGCCCAGUUGCUCCUCACCUGGCUGUCCCACUCCUUCUUUUUAUAAAUCAUUCACUACUUCUCUGAAUACAUAGAAGCUCUGGAUGGGCUCAUCUAGCGAGUCACCCACAUCCUCUGAUCUGGAUGUCGAACAUCUCGAUCGGCGCCCCACUCUUUCUAACGUACAUAGAUAUACUCUGCUUUUGAUCUUCUGCAUCACGCAGUUUCUAUAUACAACUACCAACUCAGCAUUGUUCUCCGCUAUCCCCACUCUUGUCCGGAAGUUUGACUUCACCCAAAGCCAGUCCGUUUGGAUCAUCAGUGCAUACCAGCUGACUUUUGCAUCCUUUCUCCUCAUGAGCGGAAAAAUUAGCGAUAUCUACAAUCCUAAAUACACCUUCCUAGCCGGAAAAUUCAUCCUUGGGGUAAUCUGUAUCGGCCUCGGUUUUGUCUCCGAUGGUAUCUUAUUCCUUGCACUUAGAGCCCUUAGUGGAAUUGCCGCAUCGCUCACCGUACCGUCGGCUCUAGCACUGCUCAUUGGACUCUUCCCAGAGCCCAAGCAUCAAGCAAUAGCUAUUGCAGCCUUAGGAGCUUGGGGAGCCAUUGGCAUCGUGCUGGGUCUAAUCACUGGUGCCCUUUUCGUCGAAUAUACCAGCUGGAGCUGGGUAUUUUGGUUUGUGUCUGCAGUGAUCAUACCAACCACGUUCGUUGCUGCGUUUCUUAUUCCUCAGCAGAAGCAAUCUGCGGUCCGAAAGAGCGGUUUCAUCAAAUUCAAGAGUCUUGAUGUCACCGGAAUAUCACUUCUCACUGCUGCCGUUAUACUCUUUAUAUUUGCUGUGACAUCAGGCUCCAUUGCGGGUUGGGGAUCAGCCAUGACACUAGUACCUUUGGUCGUCUCCAUCGCUACGACUGCUGUAUUCUUUUACUGGGAGGCCCUCCAGCCGGUUGGAUGCGCCGCCGUACCGUCUUCCACAUGGUUCAUUCCGAAUUUCUCUGUUCUUUUCGGAACGGCUCUUCUGCCAUAUUUCUGGUGGGCAAACAUCUUCACCACGUAUGUGCUGCUGUGGCAAGAUGUUUACCAAUGGAGCGCCAUGUCCUCUGCUGUCCACAUGCUUCCAAUAGGUAUCACCGCCUUCAUCUUCACUUUCGCCUAUAGAGUGACGUGGCUCAGGAGUCUGAGUGCAAAGUGGGUGAUACUUUUCGGCGCACUAAUGAUGAUGGCGGCACUCGUCUUAUUCGCCUUUGCCGACGGACCCGACAAGUACUGGUCGCUUGUAUUCCCCGGCUUCAUCAUUGGUUCUGCAGGUGCAAUGUUAACCAACAUUUCUGCAAACAUUGCUAUUUUCCGAGCUACGCCUCCCUCCAUGGCAGGCACCGUCGGCGCCAUGUUCAACUGCGGACUGCAACUUGGUUCGGCUGUUGGGUUGGCUGCCGUCGGUUCUAUUCAGGCGAGUGUGCAAGAGAGACAUGGGGGCCUUGCGGAUUAUCGAGGCCAGUCUGCUGGUUUUUGGUUCAUGCUGGCCUGCAUCUCUCUUGCGGCACUGGCUGUUCUAGUCUUCUACCGCACCGACACGGCCCUGAAAAUCGCGUCGACCGUACAGGUGCCUGUGGUGGAAGUGAAACACAUUUCAGUGACGUUGCGAGGGGGGUUGAACCCUUGGCAUGAGGGAGAAGCGAAGGUGGAGUCGUUGGAUGUGACGAAGGAAGACACGCAGAGUUAUCUGCGCUUCUCGCUCCAUGGCUCGAGGGUGGGGGAGGUAACAUGAAGGGGCACUAAGUUCUGAGGAUAACCGCGUUCUUCAGACUAAUUUAGACUCGUAGGGGUCUCUUUGCCUGCCUCAGUAUUUUUGUUGAGGUGGGUGGUGGAGCAUGGGAGGGGUCGUAAUAUGGAGCUAUAUUUGCUCGUUUGUUUUAAUCCUGGUCAAAUAUGACACGCUCUGCUUGAGUGUUAUACUACAUACAGUAUGUUUGAGCAGAUGAGGGUUCGUAUUUAGUUUGCAUGUUUGUUUCAAUUGCUGGUUAUUUACCUACAUACUAAGUAACUCAUCAUUGUAGAGUACGUCUAGAAAAACGGGGCACGAACGUCAU